CGUUCGGUCGGAAUUGGCGGGUUGCUUACAGGGGCACUUGCAUAUCUUACCUUUUGUCUGACCAUCCGAGGAAACUCGGGGCGGUAAAAUAUUAGUAAACGUUUUUUUUUAAAGUUUACAUAGUUCAAGCGUUAAGCGACAGUUAUAGCUGAUUUAGCAGUAUUUUCCACCCAAACUGGUGUUAUCCCGUCCCUGACUCGUUAUUUCACAGCACUGUUGACGUUGACAAGGAACUGGAAGGUUCCACAGAGCCCCAAUGAUGAGCAUGAGCCAACCUACAGACACGGCUAGUGAUGCUCCCAGCGUCACCGAAGACGUCAAGCUGGCGGCCACCGCAGGAAAGAAGCAGAACAAGAAAAAGGUGGAAGAGGUUGCAGAGGAAGAGGAGGAAGAAUAUGUGGUGGAGAAGGUUCUAGACAGAAGGGUGGUGAAGGGCAGAGUGGAGUUUCUGCUUAAAUGGAAGGGCUUCUCAAAUGAAGACAACACAUGGGAGCCAGAGGACAACCUGGACUGCCCUGAUCUCAUCGCUGAAUAUCUGCAGACUCAUAAGACAAAUGAUGACAAGAAAGAAUCUAGUGGAAAGAGGAAAGGGGAGUCUGACACUGAUGGUGGAGAAGACAGUCGCUCCAAAAAGAGGAAAGAUGAGCAAGACAAGCCAAGGGGCUUUGCACGAGGGUUAGAACCAGAACGCAUCAUUGGAGCCACAGAUUCCAGUGGCGAGCUCAUGUUUCUAAUGAAGUGGAGAAACUCUGAUGAGGCAGAUCUCGUCCCAGCCAAAGAGGCCAAUGUAAAGUGUCCACAGGUAGUCAUUUCAUUCUACGAAGAACGACUAACAUGGCACUCUUACCCCUCUGAGGAAGAAGAGAAGAAAGAUGAUAAGAACUAGCCGUGUGAGGGUGGAGGGGUUGACCAGCUGCGGUGGGGCUUGGGAGGGUAUUUUGGACAUGGUGAUGAUCAAGGUGGGCAGUUUAAAGAUGGGGCAACAAAAGCCCAAAAGCUUUCUUUCACUUUCAUAGAUCGUAGAAAGCAUGCACAUCCAAACAAAGUUUUGAAUCAAGGUGCACAAUCAAAAAAUAUACAUUGGCAGCCAAAAGUUUGGAAUAAUGUCCAGAUUUUGCUCUUAUGGAAAGAAGUUGGUACUUUAAUUCUCAUCAAAAAAUCCUCCACGUGCAGCAAUGACAGCUUUGCAGAUUCUUGUCAUUCUAGCUGUUAGUUUGUUCAGAUAUUCAGGUGACAUUUCACCCCACACUUCCUGUAGCACUUGCCAUAGAUGUGUCUGUCUUGUCGGGCACUUCUCACGCACCUUACAGACUAGCUGAUCCCACAAAAGCUAAAUGGGGUUAAGAAAUAUUACACACAUGUGUUUCUUUGCCCACUCUAACCUUUUUGUUUUUCUGUCAGUUGAGGACAUGUGAGGCAUCUAUUUCUCAAACUAGAGACUCUGAUGUACUUAUCCUCUUGUUUAGUUGUACAUCUGGCCUUCCACAUCUCUUUCUGUCCUUGUUAGAGCCAGUUGUCCUUUGUCUUUGAAGUCUGUUGUGUUUGUAUGAAAUCUUCAGCUUUUGGCAAUUUCAAGCAUUGUAUUGCCUUCAUUCCUCAAAAUAAUGAUUCUAGUUUCUAGAGAGAGCUGUUUCUUUUUUGUCAUUUUUGCCAACCCUCCGGGGUCGACAGACGCGCCAGCGCGUCCUGCUGGAUUUUUUCGUCAUUACAGCAGAAUCUGUAAUGCUGGAUUUUUUUCGUCAUUACAGCGGAAACAGUCAAUUUGGGGCAUACAGAUAAGUGUAAGAUAUCAUUAGAGACUAUAAAGGGUCUACAUUUAUUUGUGUACACUCACAAUAACAAAACCUUGUGCUUAUGUAAAAUAAAGAAAAUAAAAAAGGUGAGCUGUAAGUAGUCUCUGGGUUCACAAGCAUAUUUUUGAAACACGUCACAAAAAUGAACUGAAACUCUGUGAAUACUUAUCACACAAACAUGAAACAUGUCUAAAGAAAGCUUAAGAGUUCCACUUUUAAAUAAAACAAAUAUUCUCCUGCAAUGUAAUCUGUAUGAAACAGCGACGUACAGUUUUUACUGGUUCAUCUAAUUAUCCCUAAUGUGAUCACACCCACCAGCAGAGCGCGCCAUUCAAACGCUAUUGUGCUGAGGCGAUCAAAUCAAAUAGUAAACGCCCCCGACUGUGCCUUAAAAAAAACAAAGUCAUUCACUUUUC
Messenger RNA from Xyrauchen texanus (razorback sucker), 2209 nucleotides. RefSeq names its product chromobox protein homolog 1-like. Gene Ontology annotation, biological process: chromatin organization; negative regulation of transcription by RNA polymerase II. NCBI's taxonomy places the organism in Eukaryota, Metazoa, Chordata, Actinopteri, Cypriniformes, Catostomidae. Gene Ontology annotation, molecular function: chromatin binding. Bases 257 to 886 code for a protein of 209 amino acids. The transcript has 6 exons. The record is from RefSeq and is a predicted model, not a curated record. Gene Ontology annotation, cellular component: pericentric heterochromatin; nucleus.